This is a messenger RNA of Exaiptasia diaphana, 1812 nucleotides long. RefSeq names its product acid-sensing ion channel 1. Gene Ontology annotation, molecular function: ligand-gated sodium channel activity. The transcript has 6 exons. The record is from RefSeq and is a predicted model, not a curated record. The coding region runs from base 1 to 1503 and encodes 500 amino acids. Gene Ontology annotation, biological process: sodium ion transmembrane transport. Gene Ontology annotation, cellular component: membrane. NCBI's taxonomy places the organism in Eukaryota, Metazoa, Cnidaria, Anthozoa, Actiniaria, Aiptasiidae.
AUGGCUGAUACAACUGAACGGGCUAACGAUGAYUCCUUCAAAACGGGGAAGAAUAAAUGUCAGUAUGUUCAGCAGUUCUGCUGCGAGACCAGCCUUCACGGUGUUCGGUUUCUCUUCGACCGAAAAGGAGUGGUAAGACUUUUAUGGUUUCUUGCCUUGGGAACGGCGUUUGCUUUCUGUGGCUAUCAAAUCUACUGGACCUUUCACGAUUUUUUUCAAAGACCGUUUUCAACAACUAUAAUUACAAAAAGACCGAGAGAGAUUAGUUUUCCUGCAGUAACAAUCUGUAAUCUUAAUCAUGUCAGCAAGAAGGAAUAUGCCAAGGCAACUCGAGCAUAUGAAGUGAACAAAACCGACGAGCAACUCGAGAGAGAUAUUCAGCUAACAAUGGCGUCAAUGCAGAGGAGAGGUAAUCAAAGUGAUUUAAGCUCAAACGACGAGUUGUCGAUGUUCAAGCUUUUAAACGCUUCUGAGAACUAUCAUCGACGAGGGAAUCGACUUCUAAACACUUUGAAACAAUACUCGCACAAAAUAGAAGGCAUGCUGUCGUUCGAUUGGAUUGAGCCCUGUGUAUGGCGAGGAGUUAAAUGCUCACCUGCAAAUUUCAGUUCCUUUGUCACUUUAAGGAUGGGCCAGUGCUUUACCUUCAACUCUGGGGAAAAAGGUCAUGAACGUCUAAAGUCUUAUAUCCCUGGGCCAACGAAUGGUUUAMGACUUCGCCUGAACGUCGAGGAAGAAGAUCAUGUCAGUGACUCUACUUCCAACAUCGCUGGAUUUAAAGUUUCCAUACAACAUCAAGAUGAAUAUCCAGGUGUGGAUGAGUUUGGUUUUGCAUUGCAGCCUGGAACCCACACGUUUGCUGCUAUUCGAGCAUUUAAGAUGAAAAGGUUAGAAGACCCAUACGAAGCAAAAUGCAGCUCACCUAAGGAUGAAAUCUCCAAGGCCUACAACAAAACAUAUUCCGUUAAUUCUUGUAGUCUGCUAUGUUUCAUGAGGUACAUUGCACAAGCAUGUGGCUGUCAACUGAUGAUGGAGAUAAUACCUGGAAAAGAAGUCUGCUCUCUUAAGGAAUCUUUCGAGUGUGGCUAUCCAAAGGUCUUUGAGCGUCGUCCCCAGUCGGUCCGGGACUGUGUGGCAAAGUGUCCUGAACCAUGCGAACAAAUGGUGUACGAGACUAAGCUAUCCUAUGCUAGUGCAUCAAGCAAGGCCUUUAUAAAAAGAAUUAAGUCACCAACGCUCCAAAACAUGACAAUGGAGGAGAAAGUWGAAUAUAUCAGAAACAACAUGGUUUCGUUGGAYGUGUAUUUCGAGGAAAUCAAGUACGAUCUCGUGAAUCAAACGGAAUCAAUAUCAACGACAUCACUUUUCGGAACCGUUGGUGGAUACCUUGGCCUCUUUCUUGGAAUGAGUCUCCUUACAGUCCUUGAAUUUUUGGAUUUUCUGUUUCUUUGCUUUUACAAAAUGAUCUGCCGGAGCAGCAAAACCGCAGCAACGCAGAACUAAAAUUUUGGAAGAGAUCGAAGUGAUAAAAAAAAACAUUUUUUAUCGAUAUUUAUACCAUUUAUACCAUUUUUUAUAACAAUUUAUAUAACUUACUCUGUUUAUUUUGUUUAUUUAUAUUCGUCUUUUUUGUUUUCUUAGCUUUAUUGUUUUGCUUUUGUGUAAUACCUCGCCAAAUCUAUUGGCGUGAUUUCACUAGAAUCAUUGCCUUUAUUGUGUAUUGUUACAUAAACCAUCAAUAUAUUUGCCCUGGUAUUGUUAAACCUUACAGAAGGCAGUUUACCGCAAAGUGAGGUAGUAAAUAAAGCAGGU